UAUCAGACGGUUAGUCUAUUUCUGUCUAGAUUACCAGCACAGUGCGCAUCAAUGUUUCAUGUUUCUUUAAUUAACCUUCGCACAUGGGCACAUGGUACGUAAACAUUAGCAUCGCGCCGCCGAGAUCGAGGCUGACUGAACCAUUGCCGACGCGAUGGCUGCCACAUGGACUCAAGUCUGGACCCCCGUCCAUGAGCCUGGGGGAUCUACCGAGGAAGAAGAACACCUUAGAGGUUGGGUUAGCAAUACCGACGAGGCAGAAGAUGUCAAGGAACAACUGCAGGUUGCCGAAUGCAUUACAUUUGUUGGUGACCGAAAAGGAAAAGGGUUUGGGAAUGGGAUCCUUCAUCUGCAGAACCCAGAUGGUAAGCUGAUUCAUAUGCCAAGGGUCAGGUUCUCGGACAUAAAAGACAACGUGGUGUCUGCUGACAGUGUUCCCUUUGCCAUCGUUUCUCGAUACAGCCUACGUUGCAUGUAUGGGAAGGACAAAAAUCAAGCUGCUAAAAGAAAAAAUGAAGAGUUGGCAGAGAAAGCAAUGAAGGAAGACCAUCCUCUGCCCAGAAAGAGAAAAUACAGACGUCUGCAGGGUUCAAAGAAAAAGGGCUGUCCUGCAAUGAUAGAAAUGAAGGAAGUUAUCCGCUUCACAGACUAUGAUACUAAUGACGACUCUGGGAUGUCAAAGAGGGCCAUAUCAGACCAUAUCCGAGCAGAUCUGAGAAAUGGGGAUAAGUUCAAUUUUGAGCGACGCAUUUACAUCCGGCUACCCAGCAAGACUGAUCACCAGAGUGUGCAUACACUUGGAAAGCUGACGGGGUUUAUGAACCCAAUGCACAAGACUGUGUCCACUAAACUUGUGGACCUGGUUGGUCAUGGCGUCACUAACUUGAACGAGAUGAAGCGACACCUAAGAGCCCACCUACACACUGUCCUGUUCCCAGAUGUAGAAAAGAGGCCCUCAAUAACGGAUACAGCAUUCUAUCCGUCGGAUAAUACCAUUCGGCAGCGUAUGUAUGCUGCAAGAAUGCAGCUAAGAAUUAUGGCUGAAGCAGGGGAGAAAGAGACUCAUGAUCAGUUUGAGAAGAGAUUCAGCACCCUAGUAAUCCAUGGGUUUGUCUCCCUUUCAACCUCUCUAGGAAUUCAAUCGGGUCUCUUUGAAGCUCUUAUAAAGCUGAAGGAUGAGGAGAGGACUGUCAAGGAGAUUGCUGAUACAGCCGGCCUCAAGGAAAGGUAUGUGCAAGAAUGGCUUGGAGUGAUGGUUGCAGCUGACAUCGUCGACAUCAACCCUGAGACAGAGAAAUACAGUCUUCCCCCUCACCGUAUACCAUUCUUCCAGCCUGGUAGCAGUGUCAGUGAUUUAGGAGUCUUACUCACGGAGUUACCCACGUUUGGUGGACUCUACAAAAAGCUGUUAGAUUGUCUCAAGAAAGAUGGCCCACAGGGACUUUCAUACUCGGAAUACACAGAUUUUCAUGCCAUGAUGUCCAAUCUUAGCGGUAGAUGGGUUCUGCAUCAUCUGGUUCAAGAUUUUAUACCGUCCAUGCCUCAAAUAGAAGAACAAAUGAAGUCUGGUAUCCGAAUAUUGGAUCUGGGUUGCGGGAGAGGAUUGGCCUCUCUUGUUUUUGCAGAGAACUAUCCAAACAGCACUGUUGUCGGACUGGACUUCUCAGAAGAGGCAAUAAACUAUGGAAAAGAACGGGCCAAGGAAAAGGGCCUUACCAAUGUAGAGUUUGUCUGUGAGGAUGCAGCAUGCAUACCUGAUGAUUGGAACAAUACGAUUGAUUACAUCUACACAUUUGAUGUCAUCCAUGAUCUUGCGCAUGCUGACAAGGUUUUGUUGGCAUUGAAUCGUAUCCUCAAACCAGAUGGUGUCUUUUCCAUGAUAGAUACGGACUGCAAGACCAAGCACUCAGAGAAUGCUUCGAAUGCGCUUUGUUCUUUGAUGUAUACCGUGAGUCUUUUCCAUUGCUUGCCUAUAUCUCUGUUCUUUGAGGGCAGUGUGGGGUUAGGAACAUGUUGGGGGCGAGAGAAAGCCACAGAGUUGCUCAAGGAUGCAGGGUUUCGAGUGGAUUCAAUCACUAAACCUGUCGGCACUGACGAAGCACAUUACAUGUGUACCAAAAAAGUGAAGUGAUGGGCGAGAUAAAGAAAUCAAAUUUUUCUGCCAUAUAAAUGAUCUAUUUUUAUACCUCCGUUACGAAGUAGCCGAAGGCAUUAUGUUUUCGGGUUGUCCGUCCGUGCAUACGUACAUACGUACUUCCUGUUCUCGUGAUCCCGUUAUCUGAAGAACCGAUUGAUGGAUUCCUGCCAAACUUAGGUCAUGUAUGUAUCUUGCAGAGCCAACUAUUAUAAUUGAUCAGAUUUGGGGUCUUGUAUAGCUUGUGAUCACAUUAGAACCGAUGGACAGAUUAAUUAGCAUCAAACGCAGUACAUGUAUGUAUCUUGCUGAGCCAAUGAACUGAUUAGAUUUUGAGGUCAUGGGGCUCAUAUUAUAUACAAAAAUGGCUUGUGAUCGCAUUAGUACAGGUGUAUUAGAACCGACGGACGGAUUACCAUCAAACUCAAGACAUUUAUGUAUCUUGCAGAGCCAAUGAACUGAUUAGAUUUGAGGGUUAUGCAAAGAUAAAAGGGUCAUACAUUUAUACCAAAAAUAGCUUGUAAUCACGAUAUUCUGAAAACCUGUUAAUGAAUUACAAUUAAACUUCAAUUUUAAAAAUUGCUUCUGUUUUGGUUUGUGAAAUCGCUCUAUAGAGGAGGCAUCAUUCCAUCUAGUUUAAUUGUUACUGUAGUAAUGUGAGAUUGUUGCCUCCUGUGGCUGGGCCUAGGUGUGCACUCAGGCCUCUGUGCACGCUGAACAAUGGCCUGUGCUGGGUUCGGUUGCAGGAGGUGACAGCUUUCACAUACAAUAUUUUGAAGCUGGUCACUGAACACCUUCUUUGUUGCUGAUACAGAUCAUGAAGUAUAUAAUUAUGUAAUUGGUUAUUUGAAUAUUAUGAUGUUUUUAAUUUACAUUUGUUUUACUAUUGUGCUGCUACAAGGGCUGUUUUGUUGCCUUCAGAACAAAAUACCCUUCCAUCAACUGCAAAGCAUCUAAGAGUGAACUUAUUGACCUUUCUUUCAUUACUAUUAGUAUAGCAGUAAAUGCAGUAUUAGUUGUAGUAACUCACUUGUAACUCACUUGAUCCAGGAUUAUUCAGUCUUUAGACUGUUGUUCCUAUCCAUGGUUUCGUUUGGUUGGGGUUGUCAUCAUAUUUAUCUGGGGCAUCUUUCCACCAUUUCUCAAGCCCAGAUUUGAAACAAUUGAUAGUGGUACUCUCCACAACAUUGCCUGGAAGACCAUUCCACACAUUGAUUAUUCUCUGGCUGAAUGAGUUUUUUCUUAGUGUCUUCCGGCAUUUUAGCUUGUAAAGCUUAAGUGAGUGACCACGUGUGCGACUGCACUUUGUUCUGCUAAAGAAAUGUCGUUCUUAGUAGUAGUAGUAGUAUUGAUAGUAUUAGUAUUAUUAUCAGGACUCCAUAUUAAUUUUGUUCUGACUGGUGCUGUGUUACAAUGCUACUCAUAUAUAAUAUAUACUGUGCAAUCAUCGUAAUGUUAUACAUUUCUUAUUUUCUAGAAAGCUUGUUAGUGAUCAUUAACAGGAUAGUCAGAUGGAAUGAAUUACAAGAAAUAAAACUUAUAAGAUUGCUUGGGACCUGGUAGGUAUAGCUGUGUUUAAGUUCCUCUAUGUAUCUAUUUUACUUCAUUUAUGACAACAACCAAUUAUAUCUGUACUGUGAUUAUACAACUCAUGAUUAUGUCAUUAAAAGAGUAUAUGUGUUAUAGUA
Messenger RNA from Strongylocentrotus purpuratus (purple sea urchin), 3822 nucleotides. RefSeq lists its product as uncharacterized. The transcript is spliced from 9 exons. Gene Ontology annotation, molecular function: DNA-binding transcription factor activity. The coding region runs from base 155 to 2131 and encodes 658 amino acids. NCBI's taxonomy places the organism in Eukaryota, Metazoa, Echinodermata, Echinoidea, Camarodonta, Strongylocentrotidae. The record is from RefSeq and is a predicted model, not a curated record.